Messenger RNA from Cyclopterus lumpus (lumpfish), 3152 nucleotides. It is a transcript of the gene tead3a, whose product is annotated as TEA domain family member 3 a. Gene Ontology annotation, biological process: embryonic organ development; hippo signaling; regulation of transcription by RNA polymerase II. The record is from RefSeq and is a predicted model, not a curated record. Gene Ontology annotation, molecular function: DNA-binding transcription factor activity, RNA polymerase II-specific; RNA polymerase II cis-regulatory region sequence-specific DNA binding. The transcript is spliced from 12 exons. NCBI's taxonomy places the organism in Eukaryota, Metazoa, Chordata, Actinopteri, Perciformes, Cyclopteridae. Bases 442 to 1506 code for a protein of 354 amino acids. Gene Ontology annotation, cellular component: transcription regulator complex.
GUUUCGACGCCACGCCUCUGUGCGUUUUCCUCCGCGCGUUGAUUUCGUACCAAAACUCAUACUUGGCAUUCCGCCUUUUUCUGUCAAACACGGUUAUUUGUACCGAGGAAAUACUCGCGGUACGUGAAGCAAAAGUGUUUUGGAAAGGAACCCGCACGGAGCCGAGUGUGUGGCAGUAGCAGCGGGGCAGGGAAGCCAUAGUAAGGUGUGUUGUGGUCAGGAGCCGUCAUCAUUGCGUCGGAGUGGAGUUGCCGUGGCAGCCCUGACGGGGCGCAGGAGGACGGCGCCGAUGGAGAAGGAGUGGCAGAUGGGGCGGACCGUGGAUUGGAUGGUGACCCCGAGGGAGUUUGGAGUCCAGACAUUGAGCAGAGCUUUCACGAAGCUCUGGCCAUCUACCCUCCCUGCGGCAGGAGGAAGAUCAUACUUUCUGACGAGGGGAAGAUGUAUGGUCGAAAUGAGCUGAUAGCUCGCUAUAUCAAGCUACGAACAGGGAAGACGCGCACACGCAAACAGGUGUCUAGUCACAUUCAGGUUCUGGCACGUAAGAGGGUACGAGAAUACCAGACCAGCAUCAAGGACCAGGUAUCCAAAGACAAAGCAUUGCAGACAGUAGCCAAUCUCUCAUCAGCUCAGAUUGUGUCUGCUAGUGUAAUGAAACCCCAGACUCCGUUUCCACCACCAGUCAGAUUUUGGCCCGGCCCUAUGCCAGGACAGCCUGGACAUUCUCAGGACAUCAAGCCCUUUGCACAGCCACCAUACACUACACUACCAGCCGCUGUCCCUGCACCUAUCAGCUAUGAGCCCCUGCCUCCCCCACGACCAGCAGCUAUAGCAGCUCCUGUAUGGCAAGACAGAACCAUCGCCUCAGCAAAACUACGGCUCUUGGAGUACUCUGCUUUUAUGGAGAUCCAGAGAGACAGGGAGACGUAUAAACACCUUUUCGUACUCAUUGGCCCAUCAAACCCUGGCUACAGUGACCCCGUAUUGGAGUCCAUAGAUGUGAGGCAGAUUUAUGACAAGUUCUCCGAGAAGAAAGGAGGCCUGAAGGAGCUAUAUGAAAAAGGGCCACACAACGCAUUCUUCCUCGUCAAGUUCUGGGCGGACCUGAGCAGCGACAUCGAGGAGGGCGCUGGUGUGUUCUACGGUGUGAGCAGCCAGUACAGUGGUACAGAAAACAUCACCAUCAGUGUCUCAACGAAGGUCUGCUCCUUUGGCAAACAGGUGGUCGAGAAGGUUGAGACAGAAUAUGCACACAUGGAAGGGGGAAAGUAUGUGUUCCGCAUCAAUCGUUCACCCAUGUGUGAAUAUAUGAUCAACUUCAUCCACAAGCUCAAACACCUGCCAGAGAAAUACAUGAUGAACAGUGUACUGGAAAACUUCACCAUCCUACAGGUGGUGUCCAACAGAGAAACUCAGGAGACUCUGCUGUGCAUCGCCUUUGUGUUCGAAGUGUCCACCAGUGAACAUGGUGCACAGUACCAUGUUUAUCGACUAGUUAAUGACUAGCAGCACGUUGCGUGCAUGCAGAGACUCUCCACAGACUUUUUGAUAUAUACAGCAUAAACACUAUUUCCAGCUCAAACACAGAGAAUCAACACUCCUCUACUCUAAAUACACACUAGUUUUAACAGACCAACAGUCACACUGUCGUCACACUGUGUAUGCAUUUCCAUCGCUGCAAUCUAUGCACACAUUUCUUAACAUCCCAUGACUUAAACACUAAAUUUGAAAUUCAUUUUUUAUAGGUUUUGACCACAAUGUGGCGUAAUUAUCAGUACGUGUCGUCGUAAUGUUAUUCAAUGCAAUUAUUCAGUCGAAUGCCUGAAUAAUUACAUAAUCACCUGGUAAAUCUGAUGUUGCACAACUCUCAAUGUCAUUAUGGGUGUACGAUUUUUCUUUUUUAAUAAGAAAUUGAAUUCAUUGACAAAAAGAAACCAGCGAAAGAACCAAACCACACUUAAUCAAGUUUAAAAUGCUAUAUUUUUCCAUCAUAUACAUUAUAUAAAAUGACAAUCUAGCUGUGGUGCACUGAAAAUGGAUGUUCUCUUCUCCAGGGAGUUUUCCAAGCAUAUGAAUUUACAUCAUGGGUGUGACUGAUGUGAGACAAGUUUGAAUAUAGGUUGGCAAUCAAAUCAUUUAACCAGUGUUAAUCUAACUCUUCCACCAUGCCUAUUUCUAGCUCUAUAAGGUAGGAAUUGAUUGAGCCUAUAAUGGCGUAUCCUUUAUCACUGCUCAGUGUGGAGAAUCAUUAUACUCCAGUUGGUUUAAUCAAAACUGUUAGGAUCAUAUGACAGAACUAGUGUGAAAGAGUGCCUUUUCCGAGAAUGCAAUUCACUACACGUGAAGACAUAAAAGUCGUAUUUAUAUUUGAAACACAUUGUCAAAGUGUAAAGAGGGCCCUCCUUUUAGGUGUAUUUGCAGUUCAAAGGUUUCCAGUGGUACAGUGUGUGGAGGGGAAGAUCGCUUGUUAAAAUGUUAAAGAGGUGUUUUAAUUUUGACUCACUUGUUUUUGGAGAGAAAAAAUAGUUCCCAGCCAGUUUCGGAUUCAGUUCAGCAUUUUGAAUGAAAUAAUUAUCUUUUACUGUUCAUUUACACAAUACUGUUUUAGUCUAACUGCGUUGGUUUCGCUGCAGUAUUUCUACCUCUGCGUGAGUUGGGAUAAGAAUGUGCUUUGGUUCAUAAAGCCUUAACCUGAGGAGCACUGAUGUAUAGGACGUGUACACUACACUUGUAAUGGUACUGUUUAUAAGCCAAAACAAGGUAAAUAGACUUGUUUUUGUAAAGAUGAACUAUCUUUCUUUGUAUUUUACCAGCACAGCUAGAAGUUUUACUCUAAACAUCAGAAAUGGUGGGUGUUUUGGUUGUAUCUUUUUUGGUGUCUGCAAAAUGAUGUAUGGUACAGACCACACUAAGGUUACCCACAGUGCACUGGGGUAGAUUUUUGUCUGAUAACACUAACAAAUUAUCCAGCUUACACUUGCUUACUUUCUGUUUUGGUCGAUGUAUUGUUUUUUGUUUCUGGUAAACAUUGCUACCAGCAUUUUUUUAUAUAGUAAAUGUUAAUUGACUGUAUUACGCCCUCUCCUGGAAGGGUUAUCUUUUAACUAUUAUCAUGAAAGUAAAAGCCAACUGGUUUAAAAAAAAAAAAAAAA